Molecule: messenger RNA, 904 nt
Organism: Prunus dulcis (almond)
Lineage: Eukaryota; Viridiplantae; Streptophyta; Magnoliopsida; Rosales; Rosaceae
Product: RING-box protein 1a
Exons: 6
Coding region: 215-565 (116 amino acids)
Biological process (GO): ubiquitin-dependent protein catabolic process; protein ubiquitination
Cellular component (GO): nucleus; cullin-RING ubiquitin ligase complex
Molecular function (GO): cullin family protein binding; zinc ion binding; ubiquitin protein ligase activity
Source: RefSeq, a predicted model, not a curated record
UCUUUCUCCGACUCUACCUCCUGUUCAGCAGUUUUUAAUGUUCUCAGAAGCUUCUUUCUCUCUCGUCUUCUAGGUCGCGACCUCUGGCCCACCCAUCACUCCCAAAUUUUCUUAUAUUUUUCUUUUUGACUCCGAUCGCGCUCUUCCUCUUUCUCAGUCCUUUCGAAGAAAGAAAGAAGCACCCAAAUCCGUGCACUAAGAUCAAGGAAAAGCCAUGGCGACAUUGGAUUCAGAUGUGCCUAUGGUUCCGGUAGGCGAGGCUUCAAGCAGUGCAGGUUCAUCGACCAAGAAGCCCAAGCGAUUUGAGAUCAAGAAGUGGAAUGCUGUCGCUCUCUGGGCCUGGGAUAUUGUUGUUGAUAACUGUGCCAUUUGCAGGAACCAUAUCAUGGAUCUCUGCAUUGAGUGCCAAGCAAACCAGGCAAGCGCCACAAGCGAGGAGUGUACAGUUGCUUGGGGGGUUUGCAACCAUGCAUUCCACUUCCACUGCAUAAGCCGAUGGCUCAAGACCCGCCAAGUGUGUCCAUUAGAUAAUAGCGAGUGGGAGUUUCAGAAGUAUGGUCAUUAGAAGCUUCAUGUGGUUGGGCGUUGGAUCUUCCCUGAACUUCAUCAAAUGUUGGAUCUUCCGCACACUUUCUGCUAUGGUGAUGCCGGCGAGGGUCCUCACCUGUUGUGCCUAUUUUCAUCCUUCUACUUUGUUAAUUCAACUGGAGCCCUUAUAUUUUUGUUAAGCAUUCGGCUGCUCAGGCGUCUGAUUGUGAAGUUCCUACAGUCAAAUUUGGAACUACCUAACCUUUUAUUAGGAUUAAGCAUUAAGCUAUAACUUUUGGCCUAUAUCUCGGUUUGCUGUCAUGCUCUCUUUCCUAUAAAUGAUCAUUUUAUCCAAAAUAAACUGUUCUUUUUUAAA